AUGGCUACCUCAGGAGUGAAGUUGACAGUUGCAGAUGAUCAUGUUGUCAUAGAUAAUGGGAUUGUUGAAGUCACUUUAUCAAAUCCAGGGGGAAUUCUCAAGCAGAUUAAGUACGGGGGAAUUGACAAUUUGCUGGAACUCAAUAACAAAGAUUUGAAUGGAGGGUUCUGGGACCUUAACUGGAGUGAAGCAGGAGCUCCUGGAACAAGGGGAAAGUUUGAUACGAUUGAAGGAACCGCUUUAAAGGUUAUAGUUCAAAAUGAUGAGCAAGUUGAGCUCUCAUUCCCAAGAGUCUGGAGUCCUUCAGUCAAGGGAACACAAGCUCCUUUGUCUAUUGAUAGGAGGUUCAUCGUGCUUCAAGGCUUCCCUGGUUUGUACUCCUAUGCCAUUUUCGAACACUCGAAGGACAUGCCUGGUUUUAAUCUCAACACAACUAGGAUUGCUUUCAUGCUCAGCAAAGACAAGUUUCGCUACAUGGCCGUAGCUGACAACAGGCAAAGAUACAUGCCUCUUCCAGAUGACAGAGUACCACCUAGAGGCCAGCCACUUGCCUACCCUGAAGCAGUUCUUCUUGUUGAUCCAAUAGAACCAGAAUUCAAAGGCGAGGUAGAUGAUAAGUAUCAAUACUCACUUGAGAACAAAGAUAAUCGAGUCCAUGGAUGGAUAUGCUUCGAUCCACCAGUCGGCUUCUGGCAAAUAACUCCCAGCAAUGAGUUUCGAAAUGGUGGACCAUUUAAACAAGACCUUGCCUCACAUGUCAACCCAACCACACUAGCUAUAUUUCACACUUCACAUUAUGCGGGGCAAGAUCUUCUGCUGAAAUUUGAAGAUGGUGAGGUUUGGAAGAAAGUGUUGGGACCUGUUUGUAUCUAUCUUAAUUCUGCUUCCAUGGGAGCAGAAGCACCUGCUUUCUGGGAUGACGCCAAAGAACAGAUGAACAAAGAAGUCCAAUUAUGGCCAUAUGCAUUUCCAGCUUCAGAAGAUUUUCCUAGGAAAGAUCAGAGGGGAUCAGUCAGUGGCAAAUUAUUAGUAGAAGACAGGUACCUUAACAAGGAAGCCAUACCAGCAUCAGCUGCAUAUGUUGGAGUAGCAGCUCCAGGGAUUGAAGGUUCCUGGCAAAGAGAGAGCAAGGAGUAUCAGUUUUGGACCACUGUGAAUUGUGAUGGCUCUUUUGUCAUAAAGAACAUACGUCCCGGUGACUAUAAUCUUUAUGCUUGGGUGCCUGGUUACAUUGGGGACUAUAAAUAUGCAACUGAAAUCAAUAUGACAGCAGGCUCUGAAAUUGAGGUGGGUGAAAUUGUGUAUGAGCCCCCAAGAGAUGGCCCUACACUCUGGGAAAUCGGCAUCCCUGAUCGCUCUGCUGCAGAGUUUUACAUUCCUGAUCCAAACCCUAAGUAUAUCAAUAGACUUUAUGUCAAUCACCCAGACAGGUUUAGGCAGUAUGGAUUAUGGGAAAGGUAUUCGGAAAUAUACCCUGCUGAAGAUUUAGUUUACACAGUUGGUGUCAGUGACUACAGGAAAGACUGGUUCUUUGCUCAGGUUACCAGAAAAUCGGGUGAGAAAGAGUACAAGAGCACAACAUGGCAAAUCAAGUUCAAUAUUGACAAUGUUGAACAAACAGGAACCUAUAAGCUGAGAAUAGCAUUAGCAUCUGCACACAAUUCUGACCUUCAGGUUCGCGUCAAUGACGCUACAGAGAAUCCCCCACUGUUUUCAAGUGGAGUGAUCGGCUCAGAUAAUGCAAUAGCAAGGCAUGGAAUCCAUGGAAUAUAUUGGUUGUUUAAUAUUGACAUUCCAGGUUCUAAGCUAUUGAAAGGUGAUAACACCAUUUUCCUUACACAAGCAAAGAGUAACAGCCCGUUCCAAGGGGUUAUGUAUGACUACAUUCGAUUGGAAAGUCCACAGUUAUCACUGUCUUAA
Messenger RNA from Oldenlandia corymbosa var. corymbosa, 1920 nucleotides. The record is from the annotation of a GenBank genome assembly. NCBI's taxonomy places the organism in Eukaryota, Viridiplantae, Streptophyta, Magnoliopsida, Gentianales, Rubiaceae.